This is a messenger RNA of Cyprinodon variegatus (sheepshead minnow), 2116 nucleotides long. RefSeq names its product tetratricopeptide repeat domain 22 (gene ttc22). Gene Ontology annotation, molecular function: protein binding. The transcript is spliced from 8 exons. The coding region runs from base 75 to 1781 and encodes 568 amino acids. The record is from RefSeq and is a predicted model, not a curated record. Lineage: Eukaryota; Metazoa; Chordata; Actinopteri; Cyprinodontiformes; Cyprinodontidae.
GAAGUCAAACUGUUGAGGAUCACCAGUCACCUACUGCCAAAAUCUUUUUACCAGCACGAUCAAAUAAGGAGGACAUGGAAGAAGACAACACAGAGGACAUUGAGUCUCUGAUUGAGGACAUGCAGUACAUCCCUGGACACUUCCACCUGGAGCUAAACCUUAAUUGUGAUCCUGUUGGUCCUGUGAAUCUGCGAUUUAGAGACACUCUCCUGAAACAGGAGAGUCUACAAGCUGAGCUGGAAGUCGAAGUAGGAUAUCUACAGUAUGCUGUCCGAAAUCUGCUGGGUCUGCUGGCAUUUCACCUGGAAGAGCUCGAUAAAGCUGAGGAAAUAUUCAGGAGCAUUUGUAAGGAGGACCCCGGAAACCUCAAUGCCUGGGCUAACCUGGGCUUUAUGUAUGACACAAAGGGUAAAGAGCCGGAUGCAGAGGAAUGUGUAGAGAAAGUCUCUUACCUCAUGGGGAUGAAUUCUGAUGAGGACUACCAGGAGGAGACCAGGCUAAUGGCAGCACGUUGUCUGGCUGAGCAGGCAUAUGUGUAUCCAUACGACGUGGAGCUGGACAGCGAUGACAACUUGAGGGAGAGGCUGAUGUCGGCACUGUCCUUUUAUAACAAAGCACUACAUUAUGGAGGACACCUGAUACCACAAGAGGAAAGAAUAAGCUGGUAUUUUAAAAUGGCAACUAUUUAUGUAAGGCUGGACCAGAUCAUAAAAACAAAAGAGGAUUCUGAGUACUCAAGACUCUUUCACUACAAUAAGGGACUUAAGCUCCUAAAGGAAACUCUGGAAUCUGAGAGAAAACAGCACAAAGCUCUAGCUUGGUGUUACAUUGGAAUCAUGUUGGAGAGGAAGGAUGAAUUUUCCUCUGUACCCAUGUCAAUACAUGACUGCGGAUUCUCAGCCUCUGAUCCUCUGCUCUGCUAUGGAACUGCUAUGGAUUUGGCCAGCGAUGAUGCAUUCAUCCUCAACCUUCUUGCCAAAAUAAUCUUUUUGCUGGGCAAACAUGACAUGGCCACAGGGAUCUGCAACAUGUCUUUGAAUGUUCUGCCAGAUCCAGAGCUUAACUGGCAGGUCUACUGUACACGUGCUAAGAUCAAUGUGAUUCUAUAUGUCAAUGAACUUGAAAAAGCAAAACAUGGAAUUGGAGGUUGCCCUGAUCGACAGAAACUAGUUGAUGCUAGAAAAGACUUGGACAAGGUGCUGACUGUACGUCCAUGUCUGAGGACUCAUCUAGAGAUGGCGCAGGUAUACUAUUACAUGGGUGUAGAUGCACUCCAGGAGAGCAUUAUGGUGGAGGAAAGUUCCAUAAAUCAUGCUUUGGUGAGUCUGUCCAAUGCUUUGCAGUUUAAGCCAGGAGACAGCUUACCUGAUCUCCAUGUGCUGAGAGGACGCUGCCUUUUAAUAAAAGGCGAAGAGCAGAAUGCUGCCGAGUGCUUCAAGCAAGCUAUGGAGUUAGAGAGACCAGGGAGCACUGACACCACAACUCUUCACUUCCUUCUCCUGACCCUCCUGAAUCUAUUUAUGCAGGAAGCUUCUGACCCUAGUUCUAUCAUAACAGAGCUAGAGACAUGGGUGAACAGAGCAGAGGAGCGGUACCCUCAGGAUACAGUAAAAUCAGAGCUUCGGUCCCUUUACAGAACACACACAGAAGAGGUUACAGAGCUGUCCAAGACUCUGAUCAGGACUGGACGCCUGGGCCUGGUGAAAAGGCUGCUGGACACAGUAGUACCUAAACAGCUUUCUGACAGAAGACCUCUGGCUCGUAGAUUUUCAUUAACCUAAAAACAAAAGUGUUAUUUUAGCAAGGCCAAUAGCUAUUAAGAAAACAUACAUGCAGAACAAUAAUCAAGAAAUGUCUUGACAGUAUUUCAGAAAGUUGGAAAUCUUUAGUGAGCUUUGUCUAAUAAUGAGUAUUUUGAUUUUCAUGCUUUUUAACAUGUAUACAGUCCCCUGAAAAUUAUUUAUACCCAUUGAGCCUUUUUAAAUGUUGUUGCUAUAUCCAGAAACUUCACAGUGACAGUUUUUGUGACAGACUGAUACAAUGUAAUUGCAUAAUUGGGAAGUUGAAGAAAGAAAAAUUAUUGUUUUCAUUUUUUUCCCCAAAUAAAAAUCUGAAA